Candoia aspera is the source of this 1822-nucleotide messenger RNA. RefSeq names its product TRAF interacting protein (gene TRAIP). Lineage: Eukaryota; Metazoa; Chordata; Lepidosauria; Squamata; Candoiidae. The record is from RefSeq and is a predicted model, not a curated record. Bases 88 to 1464 code for a protein of 458 amino acids. Gene Ontology annotation, biological process: replication fork processing; protein ubiquitination. The transcript is spliced from 16 exons. Gene Ontology annotation, cellular component: site of DNA damage; nucleus. Gene Ontology annotation, molecular function: ubiquitin protein ligase activity.
CCCCUUCCGGAAGAGGAGGCGAAAGGAGCCAAAUUUGAUUUUGCAUCCUAGUACUGUAAGCUUGAGCUUGGAAAUCAAUUAUAGAUCAUGCCUAUCCGUGCCCAUUGUACCAUCUGUUCUGAUUUCUUUGACAAUAAGACAGAUGUUGCAGCUAUUCACUGUGGACAUACUUUCCACCAUUUGUGUCUCAUCCAGUGGUUUGAUACUGCGCCAAGUCGGACUUGUCCACAGUGCAGAAUCCAGGUUGGAAAAAGACACAUAAUCAACAAACUGUUCUUCGAUGUUGCCCUAGAGGAGCAGUCAGCACUGGAUGCAGAAAGUCUACAGAAUGAACUAGAUAGGGUGAAAGCUCAGCUAUCCAUGAAAGAGAAGGAAAAACGAGAUUGUCAAUGUAUUGUAAAUUCAUUGAGAGAGACAUUGGAUCUACGUAAUGCCACUAUAGAAUCACUCCAGAAAGCUGUUUCUGAGAUGGAGAUGCUGUGUUCUACACUCAAGAAACAAAUGCGAUAUUUGGAACAGGAGCAAGAGGAAACAAAGAGUGCAAAAGAGGAAACUCAAAAGUUGCGAAGGAAACUGAAAUCUAUGGAGAGAAUUGAGACCCUGCUACAGGGUCAGCGUCCUGAAGUGGAAGAGAUGAUCCGUGAAAUGGGAGCAGGGCAAGCAGCCGUGGAACAGCUUGCAGUCUAUUGCAUCUCACUAAAAAAGGAAUAUGAAAAUCUGAAGGAGUCCCAGAAAGCAUCAAAUGAUACAGUGGAGAAAUUGAGAAAGGAGUUGUUUUCUGCUAAUCAUAAGCUCCAGAAAGCUGUUCUAGAGUUGGAGAAAACAACUGAAGAACUGAAAAAUACACAGGCAGAUCUGAGAAAUGCAGAUAAAGAGAUCAUGAGUUUGAAAAAAAAGAUAGGAGUCCUACAAGAUACGAUAAAAGUGCCAUCAUUAACCAGUGAAGCACUCAAGCGGCUUGUCUCUGAAAGCCCUGCUCCUGCAGAAUUUCUGAAUCCAAAGUUUCAUCAACCUGUUGACAAUGAUGAGAUUGACCUUAAUGCUACCUUUGAUGUACAGACUCCAAAGCCUCACAAGGCAGCUGUUGCUCCUGCCAAAAAAAUCAAACUAGAUAAAAAGCCGACGUCUGUGACAAACUUAUCAAGAGUUCUAAAAGGAGCAAUGGAGAACUGCUGUACUGACACAGAUGACGAGCAUCUAGAAGAUCUUUUACCUUCUUUUAUAAGGAAGUCGGUCCUGUCCAAGAAAACUCUUGUAAACAGCGUACCUCAGAAAAGCACAGGAAUUGUAAGAAUUGGAUAUGAUGGUUUAGGAGGCAGAACCAAGUUCAUUCAGCCUAGUUUCCCAACAGAGAUUCGGCCUCUGACUAUGAAGAGCAAGAAAAGAAUUGUUUCAAAGCAAACAGGAAUAAUGCCUUCUGCUUCUGGCAUCAGUCAGACUAAACUAGACAACUUCCUUAAGUAAACAUGGAUCUCCUUAGAUUACAGAUUAAUAAAGAACCUGGAUUAUCUACUACAGUAGGUAGAUGACAUGAUGUGAGUCAGGACAAAUGCACAGUGAAGGCCGCCGGUCUCUCCAUUGUUCUUUGGUCAUCUGGUGUUCAAUUAUUUUUUCCUUCAGACAACAUGGACGACUGGAUUUAUUAUGCUGCCAGUCCUUGGGGCAGGAUGGAAUUGAAGUUUCAGUUCUAAAAUCCUUUAGCCAGUUUUUCUAGGUUACUGCUCAGUUUUCUAAUCCUGAUGAAUUAUGGUUUGGGAGUAUCAAUUUACUAAAGACACCAACAGCUAUAUUUGCAAUUGUACUAUCAACAUCUUUAUGCUUU